Paramacrobiotus metropolitanus is the source of this 1961-nucleotide messenger RNA. Its product is annotated as TBC1 domain family member 22B-like. NCBI's taxonomy places the organism in Eukaryota, Metazoa, Tardigrada, Eutardigrada, Parachela, Macrobiotidae. The transcript is spliced from 5 exons. The record is from RefSeq and is a predicted model, not a curated record. Gene Ontology annotation, biological process: activation of GTPase activity. Gene Ontology annotation, molecular function: GTPase activator activity. Bases 191 to 1771 code for a protein of 526 amino acids.
CGGUGCAUAAAAAUUUCAGCAGUUUGUUUGCUGUUUGCUUUAUGUGAACCGUACGCUGAAAUUCUUCUGUCCGUCAAAUAUUUAAAAAUUUAUCCGUUUCAUCUGAGUAUUUCCUGAUAUAUUAGCAGCACUUUCUCCCGUUUUAAUGAUUCCACCACUUGAGAAAUGUUGAAUCUUGCCGCAGCGAAGGAUGAGCAACGUGGAGACGCUGAAUAUGGCCUUGCCUCUUAAGGAUUGCGAAUUCAAAUGGCGCUAUCGUAAAGUGUACCCUGGCACCUUCCAGACCCCCGCCGCCCCUCUACCCCUCAGCCAACCCCGCCGUCCACGCCGACCCACCCCCUCACCGUCCCCAGCGCCCAUUCCCCAGUCAACCAGCACGGAUUUCUCCACGGCUGCUGUUGCUAGGCCCAUGGAUCCGUUCCGUCAGUUCAACGACAGUGUGCAGGAUGUCUGGUCCACGGAGGACCCCGAGGAUGUGGAUGUGCAGCCGGAAGUGGAGCGGCAUGCGGGAUUAGUCCCGGCGGAGGGGAAUUUCAACGGGCUGCGGACUCCGGGGCGCAUGAGCGCCACGAAUCGUUAUUCAUCGGAGCAUCUGCGCGCCAAGGGACUGCAGCGACUGGCCAUGCAGGCGCAGGGUGGGGUGGCGUCCGCGGGCAAGGGAACGCGGCCAGGUCUGGCCGUCCGCUCCGUCUCCAUGGGCUUCCCCCUGACGCCGACGGCCACCAGCGACGCUCCCCUGGAAUACUCCCACACCUCCCCGCUGGAAGUUCUCCCGCGGCAAACCCAGAAAGCCGAUAAAUUCCUCAAGCUCCUGGCGCAGAAAUCCUUCGAUCUGGAGGAUCUGCGCAAAAUCAGCUGGUCGGGGAUCCCGGUGGAGUUGCGCGGGCGGAUUUGGAGGAUCUUGUGCGGGAUAGCGCCGCCCGUGGGUGACGCGGUCAAAGUGGCGGAGUCGUUGAAGCGGAAGCGCGAUGAGUACGGGAGUUUGGUGCAGGAAUAUUACCCGAAACGGGAGGAUGAACAGUAUAAGGAUACGUUCCGGCAGAUUCAUAUUGAUGUACCGCGGAUGUGUCCGCUGGUGCCGCUGUUCCAGCAGACCCAUGUCCAGGAGCUCUUCGAGCGUGUCCUGUUCAUCUGGGCCAUCCGCAACCCGGCCAGCGGCUACGUGCAGGGCAUCAACGACCUGGUGACGCCCUACUUCAUGGUGUACCUGCGCGACUAUAUUCCCGUCCUCACCGGCAACCUGGAGGACUUCCCGGUGGCUACAUUGCCCUCCGCGGCGCUGGCGGAGAUCGAGGCCGACAGUUUCUGGUGCUUGUCGAAACUGCUGUCGUCCAUCCAGAACAACUACACCUUCGCCCAGCCGGGCAUCCAGCAGCGCGUAUUACAGCUGAAGGAUCUGAUCCAGCGGGUGGACGGCGAGCUGCACCGGCAUCUGGAGCGCUGCACCGUGGAGUAUCUGCAGUUCUCCUUCCGGUGGAUGAAUAAUUUAUUAAUCCGCGAGCUGCCGUUGAACUGUGUGAUCCGUUUAUGGGAUUCCUACCACAGCGAAGUGGACGGCUUCGCCGGUUUCCACGUGUACGUGUGCGCCAGCUUCCUGCUGUGGUGGUCGGAGGAUCUACGCCAGCAGGCCGACUUCCAGCACGCCCUGCUCCUGCUGCAGAAUCUCCCGACGCAGAACUGGGGCGAAGAUGAAGUGGCGCGGCUGCUGGCGCGCGCCUUCAUGCUCAAGUACGCCUUCGCCGAUGCGCCGCGCCACCUCAAAUCAAAUUAGGCAAUACUGCGGCCGAAGAACGGUGUGUUUCAUGUUUCUACUUGGUGCUUGUUGUUUUUACUAAAAUGGAUUUUGUAGAUUAAUUUCGCGUUGGGUUUUCUUCUAUUUGAUUAGACGUUGGGAUCUGAGUUGGGCGUGGUGCUUCAUUUAUAUAUGUGUAAAAAAUUGAUUGCGAAAGCAUUAAAAAUCC